Pararge aegeria (speckled wood butterfly) is the source of this 1388-nucleotide messenger RNA. Its product is annotated as E3 ubiquitin-protein ligase SIAH1A-like. The record is from RefSeq and is a predicted model, not a curated record. Gene Ontology annotation, biological process: proteasome-mediated ubiquitin-dependent protein catabolic process; multicellular organism development. The transcript has a single exon. NCBI's taxonomy places the organism in Eukaryota, Metazoa, Arthropoda, Insecta, Lepidoptera, Nymphalidae. Gene Ontology annotation, molecular function: ubiquitin conjugating enzyme binding; zinc ion binding; ubiquitin protein ligase activity. The coding region runs from base 378 to 1223 and encodes 281 amino acids. Gene Ontology annotation, cellular component: cytoplasm.
UUGGUCAAGUUGUCAUUGAUGAGAAGACACGACGAAUAACAUCUUUUUUUCCUAAACUAGAACAUUCGCAAUUAAAAAUUUUAUAUUGAUUUCUUCUCAUGAAUUAAAUUUUCAUAAUACGUACGAGUUCAAUCCUUCUACAGUACGGAUUCCCACCCCAAUUAUUGUAUACAAAGAUCAAAACUGCACCGAUAAAAACGAAUACAUUGGAAGUUGUGAUGGAAUCUUAUUUCGACGAUACAAGCAGACGGAAAAUGUCCACAGUGGAGGGCUACAAAUGAUUCGGGCAUCGGUUCGUGGUAUUCGUGAAACUUAAGUGAACAUUCUGUUGAUCGUUGGUCGGCGAUCGACUGAUCCUAUGUGCGCGUGACGGUGUCAUGAGCACAAACAACAAGAGACGCGGAACAAGCGGUUCCAGUUGUGCUGUCCCCGGGGUGCACGCGCUCGCCAGUGUGCCCACCGCGAUGUCCGCGGACCUAGCCUCGCUGUUCGAGUGCCCGGUGUGCUUCGACUAUGUACUACCACCAAUCCUGCAGUGCCAGAGUGGGCACCUGGUGUGCUCCAGCUGCCGGCCCAAGUUGUCGUGCUGCCCCACCUGCCGCGGCCCGCUCGGCAACAUCCGCAACCUUGCCAUGGAGAAGGUUGCUAGUAAUGUGAUGUUUCCUUGCAAACAUUCCAACACUGGCUGCACGGUCACACUGGUCCACACAGAGAAAGCUGAGCAUGAAGAGGCGUGUGAGUUCAGACCGUACUCCUGCCCGUGUCCCGGAGCAUCCUGCAAGUGGCAGGGUGGGCUCGAUCAGGUCAUGCCUCACCUUAUGAUGUCCCACAAGAGUAUCACAACGCUGCAAGGCGAAGAUAUUGUGUUCCUAGCUACUGAUAUUAACCUACCUGGAGCUGUAGACUGGGUCAUGAUGCAGUCUUGCUUCAACCAUCACUUUAUGUUAGUGCUAGAAAAGCAAGAGAAGUUUGAUGGCCAUCAGCAGUUCUUUGCAAUUGUACAGCUUAUAGGUUCACGGAAGGAAGCAGAGAACUUUGCGUAUCGGCUGGAAUUGAAUGGGCACAGGAGAAGGCUCACUUGGGAGGCGAUGCCAAGGUCUAUACACGAAGGAGUCUCAUCUGCCAUCAUGAACUCUGACUGCCUGGUGUUUGAUACCUCCCUAGCACAACUGUUUGCGGACAAUGGGAAUCUCGGGAUUAAUGUAACAAUAUCUAUUGCCUAAUAACCAACAUUGCCAUACUGUAACAAUAGUAAGUACAGAACAUACACUCAAACAAAUUUCAUUAAGUGUGUCCCCACUUAUAAACUUAUUUUCAUCUUGAUUCUUGAAAUUCCAAUUUGAUAAUUAUGCAUUGCUACAUGCAUGUGUUUGCAUAUGUGUCCAUUU